This is a messenger RNA of Orcinus orca (killer whale), 2383 nucleotides long. RefSeq names its product zinc finger SWIM-type containing 7 (gene ZSWIM7). The coding region runs from base 907 to 1311 and encodes 134 amino acids. Gene Ontology annotation, cellular component: Shu complex. The record is from RefSeq and is a predicted model, not a curated record. The transcript has 6 exons. NCBI's taxonomy places the organism in Eukaryota, Metazoa, Chordata, Mammalia, Artiodactyla, Delphinidae. Gene Ontology annotation, molecular function: zinc ion binding. Gene Ontology annotation, biological process: double-strand break repair via homologous recombination.
GACCGGUCAUGGCGGUGGCGGCGCGGGCGCUCACGCUGCCGGCAGUGGUGGAGGAGCUGCUGAGCGAGAUGGCGGCGGCGGCGCGGGACGGCGCGCCGAAGGAUGCUCUGUGACCAGGUUCCCGCAUCCCUGGGCGUUCGCAGCACACACCGGUAUUGAGAGGGUCCCGAUCGAAGUGCAUCUGCAUGAGAACUGCGCAACCAGCGUCCGAAUGGUCAUUGAAUAAAUAGAUUAGACCUCAGAACUGCCCCUGCUGGUUCACUUGGAUGGCUUUUGUUUGAAAAGGACCGCACUUUGAAAAGGAUUUAUCUUGAGUUACUGUUUUUAAAGAAUUGAGAAAAGGAAGCCAACUUUUCUCAUUUCAGUUAAAACUAAAGCAGUAUAUGUGCUUAAAAGAUUAGGCCAGCCAGGUAUUCAAACAUGUUCUGAUCCCAGAAAGGGUGGGGGGAAAGCCAGUCUGUUGUCAGCUCAAACAGUGGUUGCCCGAGAUGGGCUCUGUGUCUGAAUGGAUUAAUCCAUACACUGAGAGUCUUGAAGGGGGCCUGCAGGUGCCCCUGAUGCUCAGGACUCAGAGCGACCACUACCACUGACUCACGUUUAUUUUCAGCAGAACCGUUUUCUGCUAUUUAAAAAUCUUUGUUCUAGUUAGUCAUACACUCUUCCUGACCCCCCACCCUUCAACGAUAAUUUCUUUAGGUCAAUACUGAGUUUACACUUGUGAUGACGUAAAAUGGAGUCACAGCUGAGCCAUGCAGGAAGCUAGGAUUACGUUUCCUUUCCUGUAACUUUCUGCUUUCUCUCAAAGCUGUCAUACUUGUGUUUGUUUACUUUUUUAUGUAUCCCUGAUUCAACCUCAAACUCUUUUUUUACCAGUGUUCUAAAUCGCUACUCAAGAUGUUCAGGUGAAUGAGAUGUUUUAUCAGUUUCAUGUUCCUGCAGGAGUCUCUCCUAGAGCCUUCAGUUCCUGAUGAGCAUCUGUUAUCGCUGAAGUUUGUCUUUGGCUCAUCAGCCGUCCAGGCCUUGGACCUCGUUGAUCGCCAGUCCGUCACCUUAAUCUCAUCACCCAGUGGGAGGCGUGUUUACCAGGUACUUGGGAGUUCCGGUAGAACAUACGUGUGUUUGGCCUCUUGUCAUUACUGUUCGUGUCCGGCAUUUGCCUUCUCAGUGCUGCGGAAGGGUGACAGCCUCCUGUGCAAGCACCUCUUGGCAGUUUAUCUUAGUCAGGUUAUGAGGACCUGUCAGCAGCUGAGCGUCUCUGACAAGCAACUGACUGAUGUAUUAUUGAUGGAAAAGACACAAGAAGCAUCAUAAAUGGCGCAGAUGGAGCAUCACACUGUCCUUCAACACACGCGUGAUUCACGCGGCCGAGACGUGAACCAGACUUCCUGUCGCUGUCCCUUCCCCGUGGGCUGCAGGAGGCAUUGUGGGUUGGGCCCAGGAUGUGCGUAUGGUUUGAAGCCCUCGUGAAAAGUCUGGACCAGCCUCCAAGCCCCUUGGGUAGAAAAUUUCCAGAUGGAAUCACGUGUUUUAGACUCCAAAGCCUAACAUCAUGUCAUGGUCAUAAUUAGAUUCUUAAGUGACCAGAGUACUAGUCAUUUCUAAGAGGUUGGAACGGUAGGUGAAACAGCAAGCUGAAGUUUAUAGAUAAAUAAGCAUCAGUUCUUUUCUUGGGUCCAGAAAAUUUUUCUGCAGUAAAAGGUUAGAGCGGAGAUGUGGCUAAAUGGCAGCAAAGACAAAAAGACAUCAGGGUUCUGGUUUCAGUGAGCUGCAGAAUCUGCGGUGUUGAGGCCAAAACGGCUGAUUAAAUAGGCUGUGUUGUGAGACAUGUAGUCAGUACCUAGGACAAGGAAGUGCCGGUUUGCUCUGCGUGCACUUCUGAGCUGUGUAACGAGCCAGACGAAGGAAGCUGAAGACGCUGCUGGGGAUUUCCAGUCUGAGGAAGAAAAGGCUGAGAGCUUCCCAAGAGGAUGCUGGGAGGGAGAUCAACGGGACGCAUCCGGACCCCAAGAGAGAGCAAAGGAGCAAUGGCGGAUGAAAAGGAACACGAGACAGAUUUCGGCACAGGACAGGAACUUUUCAUGGGGAAGGCUGUCCACAGCUGGAACAGGGUCCUAGAAGGACAGGCUCUCCGUCUCUCUAGGGGUUCGUGAGCCUGCAACACGCGCGCAGGGUUACUGCGGAAGGAAUCGAGUCAGCGACCAGACAGGUGAAAUAGAUGGUUUUGCAGCCUCGGACAGCCCCCAGCCCUGUGCCCCGCAAUAUGAGGUGCUAAUGAACGACUGUGGGGAAGGCCGCAGAUGGCGCAGGGCUCUGUGGUGGCAGAGCCUUCUCUUAGGUCGAGGUGUGGCGAAUAAAACCUAUCAAGACUGUGCUACUUGGCAAA